UUUUAAAACCCCUUCUUUAUUUCUCCCAGAAUCCUCCGCCACCCCCCAUUCCAUUAAUUUUCUUAAACCUCACUCUCUUUACUUCUUUCAAGUUUCUCCUCAUAGGAGCCAACUACCAAAGCCAAAAUGAACAACGACUUCAGUGAUCACCCCAAUUUACCCGAGUCCGAUAAAUCCUACGCCCUCAGUGGCGAAAUCAUGCUCAGCGGCAUCGUUAUUUUAUUCUUCGUUGUUAUUUUAAUGGUCUGUCUACACCUCUACUCUCGCUGCUACCUACACAAUGCGCGUCGCCGCCAAAUCCGCCGAAACCGCUACCGGCGGCGCACUAAUCUUGUUUUCUAUGUUGACCCCGCCAACUCCAAUCCCAUCGUCAACGCCGCGCGCGGUCUCGAUGCUGCUGUCUUGGAAUCGCUCCCUGUUUUCGUCUACACCUCCAAUACCCAUUCCGAGUCUUUGGAUUGCGCCGUUUGUUUGUGUGAAUUUGAAGAGAAUGAAUCGGGUCGGGUAUUACCCAGGUGUAAUCAUAGUUUUCAUACUGAGUGUAUUGACAUGUGGUUCCACUCUCACUCCACUUGUCCUCUGUGUCGGUCCCCUGUGGAGCCAUGUACGACUGAGCCCGAAAACCCAAUUCAUGCGGUUGUUUCAGUGACUGAGCCGGGUUCAAGUUCCGGGUUAUGUGAGGCAUGUCAGCACGAGUAUGAGCUGAUGGGAACGUCAUCGUUUGAAGAUAAGGGGAAGCCGAGGGAAGUUGUAAAUGUGUCUAUAGAGGUUCCGACGAGGAAUUAUAACGAAGGUUUUGAGACCGAAUCAACUGGGUGUGACUCACUGUCUAGUCAGAGUCAGAGUCAGAUUCAGUCGUCGUUUCGAUCUCCAGUGAGUCGUAUGUUGUCGUUUAAGAGGAUUCUAAGCAGAGAAAGAAGUAGGAAUUUAUCUCCUUCGGGGAAUUCCCCAAGCUGUGGUGGGACUGUAACUGAGUUCGAUAUCGAGCGAGGUAGAGAGUAGGCGCCUCGACAGACUCCGUUGACUCGACAGCGACUUAGUGUCUACGGUGGAAAGGCACGUGGUGGAUAUUUAUUUAGUUGAAAUGAAAACAUUCUAGGGUUGUUGGAAUCCUAGGAGUGUACUUGUCCGGAGGUUGUUGGCCAUUGACGUGGCAGGUCAUAGUUUGGCACUAAAAUGUUGACUCUUUUAUAUAUAUUAUAUAAAUCUCAUUGAUUUUUUUUAUAUCAUUUAAAUUGAUACGUUUACUGAUGUAUUUUAAUUUUGAAAUGUGAAAGCAAGAAUUUAAGGGAGGAUUGAAUUCUUGCUUUCAUUUGUA
Messenger RNA from Mangifera indica (mango), 1318 nucleotides. Its product is annotated as RING-H2 finger protein ATL2-like. The transcript has a single exon. The record is from RefSeq and is a predicted model, not a curated record. The coding region runs from base 127 to 1002 and encodes 291 amino acids. Lineage: Eukaryota; Viridiplantae; Streptophyta; Magnoliopsida; Sapindales; Anacardiaceae.